Messenger RNA from Trifolium pratense (red clover), 850 nucleotides. Its product is annotated as casein kinase 1-like protein HD16. NCBI's taxonomy places the organism in Eukaryota, Viridiplantae, Streptophyta, Magnoliopsida, Fabales, Fabaceae. The transcript is spliced from 4 exons. Bases 57 to 545 code for a protein of 162 amino acids. The record is from RefSeq and is a predicted model, not a curated record.
GUUUUUCAAUUGCCGAACCUUACCCAUGCAAUUCUUUUUCUUUCUAGGAAUGGAUCAUGGAGCAGUGGGAGAAGAAUUAUUACAUUACUUCUAUUGCUGGAGUUACUAAUGGGAGCUCUCUUGUGGUGAUGUCAAAAGGCACACAGUAUACACAACAAUCAUACAAAGUAAGCGAGUCUUUCCCCUUCAAAUGGAUAAACAAGAAGUGGAGAGAAGGUUUUCACGUGACUUCAAUGGCAACUGCUGGAAGUCGUUGGGGUGUUGUUAUGUCACGGAAUGCGGGAUUCAGUGAUCAGGUUGUUGAACUUGAUUUUCUCUAUCCUAGCGAAGGAAUCCAUAGACGAUGGGAUAAUGGUUACAGGAUCACAGCAACUGCUGCUACAUGGGAUCAAUCUGCUCUUAUAUUAAGCAAACCGAGACGAAGGCCUGCUGACGAAACUCAGGAAACUCUUAGGACAUCUCAAUUUCCAAGCACACAUGUUAAGGAAAAAUGGUCAAAAAACCUUUACCUUGCUUGUUUGUGCUAUGGACGUACAGUAUGCUGAUUCCCUUUACAAAUGAGGGAGGGUAUUUUGUAGACUACAAAAUUAUAUAUUUUCUAUUUUGCCCAAAUUAAUGUAUAAGUUUGUUUGUAAGGCUAGUUGUGCAAGCAGAGAAUUGUUGUAUGUUUUGUUUAUUAUAGUGUUUGCUAUCCGCACCCCUUUGUCUACGGGUGGUGGAUGUGGUAGAUAGUAAAUGUAUACUUCAUCUUGUAUUUUGCCUCCAAGUAAAUGUAGGUCUUAUUUUUCAAUUGUUUACUAUGUUACAAGUGUAAUAGUAUAAGAUAUAAAAGAAUAUUGAUUUGUAUCGA